AUGACUUUCAUUAAUGAUCCACACUAUGGCAAUUCUUCAAUUGAGUUCGAUAUCAAUGGGUUGGUUACUUCAGCAGUUGCUAAGACAACCAAUCUGCAGAAGCAUCCACAGCUUUCUUUGGCUUGUGGUGGUGCAUCAAAAAUGCUUUUGCUUUCACUUGACGAAGAUGUAUUGAAUUCAGCAUUAGAAGUUCAUUUUAAGGCUGGUUCAAUGCAUUGGGUUGUUGACAAAGUCCCUGAUCAGUCUCUACUGAACACAGCUAAUUGGAAAUUUAUCAUUCCUCGUUUAUACUGGAAUUACCCAAAUGACGAUAUGCUGCUAAAUAUUUCAAUGGCCUCAUCCCCAGUGAUAAGGAUUACAUCAGAAAAAAUUGAAGCUACCAUUAACGCAGAUAUGGUAAUUGAUGUUGUAGAUGGCAAGGAGAUAGUUCCAGUUGCAUGCAUCUCAGUGAUUGUCAGUGCUUCAGGUGUUGUGGAUGCAUUAGGCAAUAAAGUAUAUGGUAGAGUUGGAUUAGAUAAUUUCUCCCUUGCGUUGAAGUGGAGUAAAAUUGGGAACUUCCAUAUGUCUUUGAUUCAGGGAGUGAUUCGUGUUUUCCUGAACACAGUAUGCAUGCCCUAUUUGAACUCACGGCUUGGGAAUGGAUUUAUCUUGCCCGUGGUUCACGGUUUCACACUCCAAGACGUCUACGUUUUAACCUCUGCUGAGCAGCUGACGCUUUGUUCUGAUGUCACCUUCAACGCAAGCAGCUUGACGAGUUUAUCACGUAUGUGA
Messenger RNA from Miscanthus lutarioriparius, 771 nucleotides. The record is from the annotation of a GenBank genome assembly. Lineage: Eukaryota; Viridiplantae; Streptophyta; Magnoliopsida; Poales; Poaceae.